CGUGGUCUCCUGGAAAACAAAAUGGCCUCCGCAGACGCUCAGCCGCGGUUCGGUCAGUCUGUCAAAGGGCUGCUGUCCGACAAAGUGGGCUCCUGCAGCGGGGAUGUGAUCGCGUUGACUCGCCAGGUGCUGAAGGGAUCCCGCAGUCAGGAGCUUCUUGGUCAAGCAGCAAGAAACAUGGUGAUCCAGGAGGACGCCAUUCUGCACUCUGAGGAUAGUCUGAGGAAAAUGUCCAUCAUCACCACACAUUUACAGUACCAGCAGGAGGCCAUCCAGAAGAAUGUGGAGCACUCAAAACACCUGCAGGACCAGCUGAGACACCUGCUGAAGUGACAAAGACACACCCGCAGCCCCAGAAGGCUGCAGUGUGAACACCGGCCCAAGAGGAUUUGAAGCAUCUGCAGGCCGAAGUGUUUGUACAUUCCACGUACGCUGCCGGCCCGUUCAGUCGGGGCUGUCAUUUCACAGCGUAGCAAAGUGAAGUACUGCUCUGUAUCAAACACAAACAUGCCUGUGCUUAGUAAUGUUUCUCCAAAGCAUGGACCAUGUGAUGCCUUUUGAGUUAUGUUAAUUCUUUUGAUCACUUUUAUUGUGGAAAUUUAUUCAAAAAAUAUUGUCUCUGUCAUCUGGGCUCCAAGAAAUAGCCCCCGUGAUUCGAAUCCAACACCACGUAACAGCACGAGUGGUGAGAGGAUGAUCAAAUAUAUAAGAGUAGUGUAAGAAUUAAGCAAAGUCAUACCAAGUUUACUAAAACAUAACAAUUUCAGUGCACUGUUUGAGAUUCUACAGUGACUGGUAAAGUUAAGAUUUUGUUUCCUAGCUGAACAAAAGUCUUUCUUAUGUACUUUGGUUGGAUUUGUAUAUUGAAAAGUCCAAGUAUGGUUUGUGUGUAUACUCGUUUUUUUCUUUUGAAGAUUUUGAGAAAACAGUAAUGAAAUAAAGUUCACCAUGCUUGAAUAAGAUGUAUGAUUAGUAAUUGUGAUGUGAAGGCAGAGACACAGCACAUAGAGCUUACAGUUCAAGCAUGGAAAAGAUCUGCGAGCCAAUGUUACGCCCCCUGCUGAAGACAUCAGCCUCCCAGGUCAACCUGUGCAGGUGUGCCUCCGGCUUCAUGGUGCACGAAGUGCUUGGAUCCAAGUGUACCUUCUUGUUUUGUAACCAUUUUAAUUUGAAGAGAUAUGUCAGCAAUGUGCAAAGUGAUAAUGAAAUGAUUCUCUACCUACAGGGCUGCAGGAGAUCUGAUUUUAAAAUGUAUUCAUUUAUUGAUUGUAAAUAAAGGGAGAAAGACAUUGAUACAGAUAGCAA
Messenger RNA from Stegastes partitus (bicolor damselfish), 1305 nucleotides. RefSeq names its product BLOC-1 related complex subunit 7 (gene borcs7). Gene Ontology annotation, cellular component: BORC complex. The transcript is spliced from 5 exons. Lineage: Eukaryota; Metazoa; Chordata; Actinopteri; Pomacentridae. Bases 22 to 333 code for a protein of 103 amino acids. The record is from RefSeq and is a predicted model, not a curated record.